Epinephelus moara (kelp grouper) is the source of this 2324-nucleotide messenger RNA. Its product is annotated as E3 ubiquitin-protein ligase TRIM21-like. The record is from RefSeq and is a predicted model, not a curated record. The transcript has 2 exons. Bases 178 to 1818 code for a protein of 546 amino acids. Gene Ontology annotation, molecular function: zinc ion binding; protein binding. NCBI's taxonomy places the organism in Eukaryota, Metazoa, Chordata, Actinopteri, Perciformes, Serranidae.
CGUGUCCCCCACCUGUGGAAAGAGAUAACCAAAGAAAAAACCAGCUGACCUGCAUGAGGUGGAGCAAUGCUGUGAAGAGAGGAGUGUUUCACAGUCAGUGACAGUUUCACUCUUUGUCUCUCUCAGCAAACAACUUCAGGUCAACAGUCGCCUACAGUGGAGCCUCUAAGUUCAAACAUGGCAGCAGCCAGCAGUCUCCUCUCUGAAGAUCAGUUUCUGUGCUCCAUCUGUCUGGAUGUGUUCACUGAUCCAGUCACCAUACCAUGUGGACACAACUUCUGCAAGACCUGCAUCAAACAUCACUGGAAUAUUAAUGACCAGACUCAGUGUCCUGUAUGUAAAAAACAGGUUGAUAGAAGACCUGAACUGCAUGUCAACACUUUUAUAUCUGAGAUGGCUGCUCGAUUCAGACAGUCAGUUAAAAUAAAAGCCAGCAGCAGCUCACAGCAGCACCGAGCAGACACAGGAGAAGUUCUCUGUGACGUCUGCACUGAAACCCAGACGAAGGCCCUGAAGUCCUGCUUGGUGUGUCUGGCCUCCUACUGUGAGACUCACCUGGAGCCUCACCAGAGAGUCACAGGCCUGAAAAUACAUACACUGAUUGAUCCUGUGGAGAACCUGGAGAGCAGGAUGUGUAAGAAGCAUAAUAGACCUCUGGAGCUGUUCUGCAAGACUGACCAGAUGUGUGUGUGUCAGUUCUGCACUGAGUCAAGUCACAAGAGACAUCAUGUCAUUUCUCUGAAAGAUGAAUAUGAAGGAAAGAAAGCUAUACUUGGAAAGAUAGAGGCUAAAGUUCAGCAGAUGAUCCAGGAGAGACGACUGAAGAUCAAGCAGUUCAAAAAGUCAGUGGAGCUCAGCAAGGAAGAUGCAGAGAAACAGACAGCAGCGAGUGUGCAGGUCUUCACUGAUCUGAUCCAGUCUGUUGAGAGAAGUCUGGCUGAUCUGAUUGAGAUGAUUAAAGAGAGGCACAACACAACAGAGAAACAGGCAGAAGGCUUCAUCAAAGAGCUUGAAGAAGAGAUCUCUGAGCUGAUGAAGAGAAGCUCUGAGCUGGAGCAGCUCUCACGCACUAAAGACCACCUCCUGCUUCUCCAAAGCCUCCUGUCCUUGAAUCCGUUUCAACCCACCAAGGACUGGACAGAGGUCAGAGUUCACUCAUCAUGUGAGGGCGCUGUUAGGAGUACUGUGACUCAGCUGGAGGGGACACUCAGUAAAGAGGUUAAAAGGUUGUGUGCCAACCUUGAGGUGAAGAGGGUCCAGCAGUUUGCAGUGGAUGUGACUCUUGAUCAUGAAACAGCAAAUCACCAUCUCAUCCUGUCUGAUGAUGGGAAGCAAGUCAGUUAUGGUGACGUGAAGCAGAAUCUUCCAGACAACCCAAAGAGAUUUUCUUUAUAUUCUGUCCUCGGAAAGCAGAGUUUCUCUUCAGGAAGAUUUUACUAUGAAGUCCAAGUCAAAGGGAAGACUGCCUGGACUUUAGGAGUGGCCAGAGAGUCUGUCAACAGAAAGGACACCUUCAUCACUUUGUCCCCAACAAAUGGCUACUGGACUGUAUGCAUGAGUAAAAGAAAUCAGUAUGAAGCCUGUGCUGGCCCUUCAAUCCAUCUCUCUCUCAAGUCAAAGCCUCAGAGGAUGGGGGUGUUUGUGGAUUAUGCAGAGGGUCUGGUCUCCUUUUAUGACAUUGAUGCUGCAGCUCUCAUCUACUCUUUUACUGGCUGUAGGUUCACUGAGAAGCUCUACCCAUAUUUCAAUCCAUGGCAUAAUAGUGACGGUAAAAACUCCACUCCCUUAACUAUUUGUUCCAGUUAUCACAGUGAUUAGACUAAUCAGAGUCACUGUCAUGUGAAUGAGCUAAAUCACCUCAUGGGUGUUUGAGUUUCCUGUGUUUUUUGUGGGGUUUUCUAUUUGUCUUUUUUAUGUUUCUCAAAAUCUGAAGUAAACACUGAAUUAUGUACAAUGUAAAUUUUAGACUGUAAAACUCUUCAGAUGUACUACAGAAUACCUAAAGAGAACGUUUGUCCAUCAAGGGUUAGUGCACUGUUGGUUCUGCUCCACUGAGAGGCGCCAGAGAAAUACUCAAGAUCCUUGGUGGAGCCUGUGUAGUGUCACUGGUUUACUCUCUGAGGGUUUGGGAGCUGUAAAAUCAGUCUCCAAAGAGUUUUAAAUAAAAAAAAGUUUCAUAAUUUGCAGAAAAAAUUAAUUGGAGACAACUCUUCUCCUGAUUUGAAAUUGGAAACUCAACAUUACAUUUUGGGUAACUCAGUUUAUUUGGAAGCACAACCAAAUUCUGCACUGAAUUCCCUGUGUGCCAAAAUUACAAUAGAUAU